This is a messenger RNA of Rubroshorea leprosula, 1141 nucleotides long. NCBI's taxonomy places the organism in Eukaryota, Viridiplantae, Streptophyta, Magnoliopsida, Malvales, Dipterocarpaceae. The record is from the annotation of a GenBank genome assembly.
GAAGUAGAGAAAAACUUGCAUCUGAAUCCAUGGCAGCCACCACCACAGCCAAAGUGAGCUUGAGGCUCCUGAUAGACACCAAAGGUAACAAAGUACUGUUUGCCGAAGCAUCCAAAGAGUUCGUCGACUUUCUCUGCAGCUUACUGUCUCUGCCUAUGGCAACUGUGAUUAGGACUCUGUCUAAACAGGGCAUGGUUGGUUCCCUCGGGGUUGGUUCCCUCGGGGACCUUUAUGAGAGCAUAGAGAAUUUGAGUGAAUCUUACCUGCAGACUUCGGACGCCAAGGAUGCCCUGUUGAAACCUGACGUUCAUACAUCAGGAGCAGCUCUUCCUCUGUUGUUGCCAGAAAUUCAGACACCCAAAUCUACAUGCUUUUUUGGGUGUGGUCCUGGUGCUUCUUCUCCUGCUUUCGGUAGUACUGCCACCUUUACUUUUGGUGCCUCUCCUAGUUUUGGUGGAGGUUUUGCUAGCGGUUCCUGUUCUUCUCAUGUCACAAAUGAUCCAACUGCCAUUUGUCCUCAAAGUGGAAACCAUAUCAACAGAUCGCUAACGUUUGUCGAUCCACCAAAUAAGAAGACUUGCGCUCUUGAAGGAGGCUAUGUGAAAGGAGGGGUAGCGAAAUAUAUGAUCAUGGAUAAUCUGGAGGUGAGGCCCAUAUCUACUAUUUCCAGCAUCACUAUUAUGCUCAACCAGUUCAAUGUCAAGGAUCUUGGGGCGCUUGAAGAAAAAGUGGUCGAUGUGGGUAUGGAUCAGAGUGUGGAAUUGCUGAAGAUGUCCUUGCAGUCUAAGACUGUUCUUACUGAAGUUUUCCUUGGCAAGAAGUUUUCCUUCGCAAGAAGUUUUCCUUGGCAAGAAGCCUUCAAAUUGAUGAUCUAUAUUGACUUGUUACCCAAGGAGGAAUUAAAUUGCCUUUGGGAGUUGUUCUUUUGGUGUAUUUUGCUAAGGAUCCUUGAAAAUAUCAUGGCUGAUACUAUGUAGUAAAGCUUGGCCUUCUUGUUUUAUCUUGUUCUUGGGCUGUGAAACUGCUCUAGGCAUUGAUUGCAUUAAAAAACUGUGUUUCUCGAUGUAUUUAUGGGGAAGAAGGGUUAAGACUUAAGGAUGUUCUGUUUCCAUUUUCUCUAAUGUCCCAGAGUAGAGUUUUC